Molecule: messenger RNA, 1840 nt
Organism: [Torrubiella] hemipterigena
Lineage: Eukaryota; Fungi; Ascomycota; Sordariomycetes; Hypocreales; Clavicipitaceae
Source: the annotation of a GenBank genome assembly
UGAUAAGCGAGCAAAUAUGUCCAAGAUGAUUCCAUUUUCUACGCAAAUGGUGUAGAGCGCCAGCAUCGGUACCAGAUCAGUAGCGGGCUCAGCCCCCUUCAAGGACUUACACUUACCUCCCGCAUUCCGAGGUAGAAUUCAGACGGUAUGAGCCAGAGUAAGACCGACAGCCGGACGGGGAACCAGUUCACAAUACAACGUGGGACAAGGUUUGCGGAAAUGUUGAUCCCGUGUGCAUUGCUAACCCCAAAUCCAACGAACGGCUAUCGCUGAACGAAGAGGCUAGCAAAGCGCACCCCUCAUCAAAUACAAGUGUUCUGAGAACGAAGCAAGCGCCCAAUAAAACGCUGAACUACCGAGGCUGACUUUUUGAACUAGAUGGAAACGGGUAAGACGCUGUGAAAGUUCAGCCGUUUGGUAUACACUCAGUAGUGACGCUAGGUAGCCUUACCCACCAGCUGAAUGCAAGCCAUGCAGCGCGCUGUUCCUUGCCAAUCACAGGGCCAAAAUUACCAGAAAUGAUGCAUAAACAAGGUCAAUCAUGGAGUCCCACGUUGUUAUUUUUGGCGCCGGCCCGCUGGUAAAGCUACCGGGCGAUGCAUGGUUUGGCUGGGGGCCGGCACUCGUAUUGAAUACGCUCUGCCGUGCACCCACGCGGAAUUAGGCUAGCGACUAAAGUACUUGGAAACUAGAGCUGUAAAUAUAAUGAGAUGACCGGGGCCAUCCUGGACCUUUCGAUCGAAGGCGUCUUCUUAGUCCCAUCUCCGUAGUUGUACUAGAUGCUAUGUCGGGACCAACUUCAACCCAAAGAGAAGGGCAAGGGAUGCACAGGGGAACCCAACUCCUUCUUAUGUUUUGGGUAUGGACCCUUACAAUUCUUAUUCUAGUUUCUCUGAGGUUUUACGUUCGCCGAAAGCUGCGAGCGAUUGGGUGGGAUGACUGGACAAUGCUGAUAUCUAUUAGUAUAUUUUCAACGGCCACCGCAUUACUUUCAUAUUAUGCAUCUGACCAUGCACCAAAAUAUUUCAUACUUCCACCCGUCGAGGCCCUACGAGAGGCAACCAAGUGGGCAUGGAUUAUCCAACCACCGAUGAUUCUAACAUUUGGCGCGGCAAAGACGUCGGUGGCGCUCUUGAUUCUGCGUUUAAUAGCAAAAACUACAUUUUGGCGUCGUUGGAUACUUUACGUCAUUAUCUUUGUGGUCAUUGUUGGCAAUUCGUUAGCAGUCGUCAUCACGUUCGCCCAAUGCACCCCGGUGUCUGCGCUCUGGAUGCCAGAAAUGCUCGAUGCAGACUGUUGGGAUCCAGUAAUUCAGGAACAUUAUAAUUAUUUUCUUGGAGCUUGUAAUACGACCGCGGAUGUCGUGCUUGCGCUGCUACCAAUGACGUUUAUUCCUCAACUGAGCAUAAAGAUCGGUAGGAAAAUCGUACUAUGUAUGCUGCUAAGUCUUGGUAUAUCAGCCGCCGUCGCUGGGAUCAUUAAGAUGAGAUAUUUAGUAGUCUUGACGGAGCGAAAGGAUAACUUCAUCGUAAAUGUUUUCCAUCUGCUCGUUUGGAGCGGCGCUGAGGGGUUUGUCAUUAUGUUUUGUGGCAAUUUGCUGCCCCUACAACCAUUAUGGGACAGAUUCAUCACGAGACAGCUGGACGGCGACUUUAGGAGGAAGAUCAACAAUGAACAUAUGGUACCCCGGGCGGUGAACUUUUCAUUAACAAAGACAAACUUGGGGAGUGGUAGCCCUUCACAAGGUUCCUGUCGAACUGAGCAAUAUGAACUAGGAGAAGGACAGAUUCGCGCAACAACCAGGAUUACAGUUGUGACGAGGGUGGAAGAUAUUGUGUAA